Molecule: messenger RNA, 276 nt
Organism: Hyposmocoma kahamanoa
Lineage: Eukaryota; Metazoa; Arthropoda; Insecta; Lepidoptera; Cosmopterigidae
Gene: Dpm3
Product: dolichol-phosphate mannosyltransferase subunit 3
Exons: 1
Coding region: 1-276 (91 amino acids)
Biological process (GO): GPI anchor biosynthetic process
Cellular component (GO): dolichol-phosphate-mannose synthase complex; endoplasmic reticulum membrane
Source: RefSeq, a predicted model, not a curated record
AUGACGAAGUUAUUGGAAUGGAUUUCUGUGGCGUCUGCUGUUUUUGCAGUGUGGUACUCUCUAAUUGGCGGCUACGUCAAGAAUCCGUUGAUAGAUAAAUACAUGAAUUUUAUAAUAGUAUCUCCAAUUUUGUUAGUGAUGUUAUUCGGUUUGUACGCGGUGACUGUGAUACUUUACCGAGUAUUUACGUUUAACAACUGCGAAGAAGCUGCAAAAGAGUUACAAGAAGAAAUAAUUGAAGCAAAAAAGGACUUACUCGCGAAAGGAAUCAAGUGA